AGAUGGACCGAUUGGGGAUUUUCGUUUUAAUGGUAUUAACUAUUGUACUAGUACAAAUGUGUGACAGUCAAAGGGAUUUCGCAGGUGGCAGGCGCGAGGGUGCAGGCGCUCGGGCUGUGUGGGAACAGGGACUCGCGCGAGCCAGAAAUCAGGGUCACAGCACUGGAGAAACUAAAGACGAUCUCUCCACUAGACAACCAAGUGAAAGUUCUUAUAGGACACAUAACAAUGACUUACGUUCAGGACGGGGGACUCCAUCGGACCGUCUUAAGCGCGCAGUGUCACUGCAAGAAAAUACACGCGCGACCGCGGUUCAAAGUGGCAGCCCGGUUACACCACACGGAUCGGAUGCAUCGCACAAGGAGGGAGACGCUACCAUACCUCUGGACAGCACGCAUAUAACCGUGAAACAUAGACCAGCAAACAACUCGCCUCAGCAAAGACACAGGAUAAAUACCAGGCAGAGCCAUGCUGGAAACGGAAACAAACCCAGUCCGAAGCGUCUUGUUGGGCCCAACGUGUGCGGGGGGCAGCAGUGCUGUUCAGGAUGGGCCGUUGCUCCAGGGACAAAUCGAUGCAUAAAACCGGACUGCCAGCCCCCCUGCCAGAACCGGGGCUCCUGCAGCCGGCCCCACACCUGCGUGUGCCGCUCGGGGUUCCAGGGGAGUCGCUGCGAGGAGGUGGCCCCGGAGCAGGUCUACAUCCGCACGGGGGCCUCCCGGGCCCUGAUGCCCGUGCGGCCGGGCAGCACCGCCCACCGGCAGCAGCAGCGCAGGCGGCCGAGCGAGCGGCAGGCCGCGGCCCAGACUCCCAAACCGCAGGCCCCGGUCACGAGACAGCCCCUCUCCACCGCGACCCAGGUGAGACGGGGGCCAGCUGACACCUCCCCCCAGCACGCAGGGACAUCCCGGACCGUCAAGCGGUACCCAUCGUCCAACUGGCCCAUAACCUCCAACGCGCUGCCCAAUGGGAAUGGGAACGGGCAUUCACGUGGCAACCAGAGGCCUGCUGUCAAUGGUCAGGGGGCUGAGAAUCUCAACAAUGCUGUCGCCCCAAUAGGGGCCAACCUCACCUCCAGCCUGGACCGAAUCAAGAUCGUCUUCACCCCCAUGGUGUGCCGGCGGACGUGCAGCGGCGGCCGCUGCUUCAACAGCUGCGAGAAGGGGGACACCACCACCAUCUACAGCGAGAACCAGAGCCAGACGCCUAAGUCUCAGGGCUUCCGCCUCUUCUUCUGUCAGCUUCCCUGCAUGAACGGGGGGCGCUGCAUCGGAAGAGACCAGUGCUGGUGCCCAUCGAACUCCACAGGGAAGUUCUGUCAUCUCCCUGCCCCCUCUCCGCAGAAGCCCACCGCCGGCCGGAAGGAGGUCGCGCCAGCCGGACGCAACUCAUCGUCGCACUCCAUGUACACCCUGCCCCUCUCCAACCAGCAAGCCUCUAUGCUCCCGUCGCUGGUGAACGUGCACAUCCAGCACCCUCCCGAGGCAGAGGUGCAGGUCCACCAGGUGGCCAGAGUCAAACCAGACCAGAUGCCUCCUGCUGGGCGAGACAGCAGCGCGGAAGGGGUGCACUCUGUGCAGCAGAGGUCGCAGCCUAGCAACGGGAACGCCGUGGGGAACGGCAACGCUGUGGGGAACGGUAACGGGCACGGGAACGGGCAUGGGAACAGGAACGCCCACGGCCACACCCACACUAGGCUCCACAACCACCUGAAUGGAUACGUAGGAAGGUGCUUCCAGGAGACCAUUGACGGACAGUGUGGUAAGCCGCUUCCUGGCCUGACCAAACAGGACGACUGCUGUGGCAGCGUGGGAGCCUCCUGGGGGCUGAACAAGUGCACAGAGUGUCCCCCCAAACCAGCCUAUGCGGUGAUUGCGAAUGGCCAAGUGGAGUGCCCCAAAGGUUACAAGAGGAUGAACUUGACUCAUUGUCAAGAUAUAAAUGAGUGCCUGAUGCCUGGGAUCUGUAAGAACGCAGAGUGUCUGAACACCAGAGGCAGCUACAGAUGCACCUGCAAGGCUGGAUACAUGCUGGACGCAGCCAGGAGCCACUGUGUCUCGGACAAAGCCAUUUCAGACACCAAAGGCACAUGCUACCGUUCGUCGUCUGCAGGGACCUGCUCCCUGCCCCUGUCUCAGCACAUCACCAAGCAGAUCUGCUGCUGCAGCCGCGUGGGCAAGGCCUGGGGCACGGCCUGCGAACGCUGCCCUCUCCCCGGAACAGACCAUUUCAAGGAGAUCUGCCCCGCGGGCCACGGCUACACCUACUCCAGGUCAGACAUACAGAUUACGCUGCGGCAGGUGGAGGAGGAGGAGCUGAGGAGGACCACCACAGCCCAGCGUCCUCUGCCCCCGCCUCCUCCCCACGAACCCCAGCAGCCCCAAACCCCCCGCUAUCCCCAGCACCCGUCCCCUGACACGCAGCCUCCUGUUAAGACACCGAGUGGGCGGCCUGAAGAUGUUGAAACAUCGAGACCAUCUGCUGUUUCAACAGAAUCACCUUCAAGGUAUCCAGUAGAUGUGGUUGAGAAGACCACCCCCGACUCACCCAUCAACCUGAAACCAGAGUCUGAAGGCCAGGACACUGCUCCCAUAAAUGCUGCCACCCAGGUCACAGAUAUUGACAGGUGCUCCAUCACCCCGGCCAUCUGUGGCCCUGGGGUGUGUGUGCCAGUGCAGACGGGCUACACCUGCUACUGCAACCCGGGCUACCAGCUCAACGCACUGCAGACCAACUGCGUAGAUAUUAACGAGUGUGAGAGCGACCCGUGCGAAGGCAAAGGGCACUGCAUCAACAGCUUCGGCUCCUACACCUGCCACUGCUACACUGGGUACAGCCAGGUCAUCACCCAGAACAGGAAAUUCUGCCAAGAUGUGAAUGAGUGUGACAUGCCCAACAAGUGCCCUGGCAGCCGCUGCAUCAACACAGAGGGCUCGUACACCUGCGAGUGCGAGAGCGGCUACGCCAUGACCAGGAGGGGGCAGUGUGAGGACGUAGACGAGUGCCGAAACCCCAGUGCCUGUCCCGACGGAAGAUGCGUGAACACCCCCGGCUCCUUCCAGUGUCUGGGCUGUUCCCCUGGGUUCAGGGCGGUCAGCGGGAGCUGUCUGGAUGUCAAUGAGUGUCUGACCCCAGGGUUGUGUACCAAUGGCCGGUGUGUCAACACGGAGGGAUCCUACAAGUGCUUCUGCAAUACUGGAUACCAAACCAGCCAAGAUGAGGGGAGAUGCCUAGAUGAGGAUGAGUGUUUGAACCCAAGCAUCUGCUUCCAUGGCUCAUGUGUCAACCUGGAGGGCUCCUACACUUGUAGCUGUAACCGGGGCUACCAAGCCAGCCAGGACAGCAAAGCCUGUGAAGAUGUGGACGAGUGUGCUCAGGCGAGCGCCUGUCCGGACGGCACGUGCACCAACACAGAGGGCUCCUACUUCUGCACCCAGUGCAGGAGUGGCUACAGGCUGUCCCAGGACAGGAAGACGUGCGAGGAUGUGGAUGAGUGUGCCUCUCCUUCUAUCUGCGGCAAUGGGGUUUGCCUGAACACUGAGGGCUCCUACUCCUGCAUUGCCUGCCCUACCGGCUACAUGGUGUCUGAGGACGGAGAGCUCUGCGAUGACAUUGAUGAAUGCGCGUCGCCAUCAACAUGCCCCGCGGGAACCUGCACCAACACGCCAGGUUCCUUCACUUGCAUCACCUGCGGUCCUGGAUAUAGAGUUUCUGAGAGCGGCCAGCAGUGCGAAGAUGAGGAUGAGUGCGCCCAGCCGGGCGUAUGCCCCAGUGGGAUAUGCCGAAACACAGCCGGGUCCUUCUCCUGCGUGGUCUGUGGGACGGGGUACCAGGUGUCUGUGGAUGGCACCGGAUGUGAAGAUAUCGACGAGUGCCUGUCCCCAGGGCUGUGUCCCGAUGGUGUGUGCGCCAACACUGAAGGCUCCUACGCCUGUGUGACCUGUGAUGCCGGCUACGCCUAUGCUGUCAACACACACACCUGUGAAGACGUUAACGAGUGCGAGGACGUCACCCACUGCGUCGGCGGGGAGUGCACCAACACCCCCGGAUCCUACAGCUGCGUCUGCCCCCCGGGAUUCCAGCUGACGGACGGGACGUCGUGCCGAGAUGUGAACGAGUGCCUCUCGGCGGGGAUCUGUGGGGACGGGGACUGCCUGAACACAGAGGGCUCCUUCUUCUGCGUCUGCUCGCCAGGGUACGCUGCGGGCAGCGAUGGGACCGGCUGCCGAGAUGUGGAUGAGUGCAGUGAAGGGAACCUUUGCUCUGGCGGUCAGUGUGUGAACACAGAUGGCUCCUUCCAGUGUCUCUGUCAGGCGGGCUUCAAGUUCGACGCAGAGACAGCCGAAUGCAAGGACAGGGACGAGUGCAAGGAGUACGGCAGUAGCGUGUGUGGCACCUGGCGCUGUGAGAACACCCUGGGGUCCUACCGCUGCUUCAUGGGCUGCCAGCCCGGCUUCUACGGCCAGGAGAACGGAGACUGCGAUAUUGACGAGUGUGUGAACGAAACGAUCUGUGGGGACCACGGCUUCUGUGAAAACACGGACGGCUCGUACCGCUGCCAGUGCGACCGGGGCUACACUAACCCCCCGGGGACUCCAGGGUGUGUGGACAUCAACGAGUGCGAGAUGAGCACAGCGCUGUGUGGGCCGGCCCUCUGUGAGAACGUGGAGGGAAGCUUCCUGUGCAUCUGCAACGACAACGAGGAAUUUGACCCGCUCACCAGCCGGUGCCUGCCCCGCACGGGCUUCGUGGAUGCAGUAGAUGCUCCAGAGUCUCCCUCGGCGCCCUCUGAUGGAGAGGAGAGGAAAGAGUGUUACUACAACCUCAAUGAUGCCAACUUCUGUGACAACGUGCUGUCCCGCAACACCACCAAGCAGGAGUGCUGCUGCACUGUGGGGGCCGGCUGGGGGGACAACUGCGAAAUCCACCCCUGUCCCAUCAUCGGCAGAGAGGAAUAUAACGAGCUGUGUCCCCAUGGAAGUGGCCUCCUGCCCCUGGAUGGUCCCUCCGACAGCUUCAGCCAACCCCUUUUCAAAGAUGCGGAUGAGUGUGAGAUGUUUGGGUCGGAGAUCUGUAAGAACGGCCGCUGCUCCAACUCGUACUCUACCUACUCCUGCUUCUGCCGGAUGGGCUACUACUACGACAACAUCCGGCUGGAGUGCGUGGACCACAACGAGUGCCUAGCAGAGGACACAUGUGUGGACGGAGUCUGCGUCAACACCCCCGGCUCCUUCAACUGCUUCUGCAAAUCCCCGCAGGUCCUGGACCACACGCUCAGACGCUGCGUCUCCGUCAACAUUACCGAGGAGAGCGAGGACCCAGAUGAAGACGUCUACAUGGACAUCUGCUGGCAGGACCUGACAGACGAUAUCAUGUGCUCCCGCCCCCUGAUCACCAGGAGGACCACCUACACAGAGUGCUGCUGCAUGUUCGGAGUGGCCUGGGGCAUCCAGUGUGCCUUCUGUCCCAUGAGGACCUCUGAGGACUUUGCUCUGCUUUGCAACCUGCGCCAGAGGCCGUCGGAGGACUCAGACAGCCUGCGGGAAAGGCCAGGCUAUGAGUACGGGCCUGAUGGGCCAGACGGCCCCGAUAGUCCCAUGUACUGGGGUGGGUAUGGACCCAUAGGCGGGGGUAACUACUACAAUACCCUGGGCUCUGAGUAUGGUCCCCAGGACCCACAGGGAGGCGCUGUCCUCUCUGGACCCGACCCCAAUGAUGACUACAGCUCUAGAGAGGCCGUGCGGGUCCCUGUCCACCGGCCCAGAGAGUUCCGUCCCCGUCCGGUGGAUUCGUACACUGAACGCUCAGAACGCUACCAGGGAUUUGAGGGCCUGCAGGCUGAGGAAUGUGGGAUCCUGAAUGGCUGUGAGAACGGUCGCUGUGUGCGUGUGCGUGAGGGUUACACCUGCGACUGCUUCGACGGCUAUGAGCUUGACCUCGCCAAGAUGGCCUGCAUCGAUAUAAAUGAGUGCACGGACAUCGGUGACAAGGUGCCGCUGUGCAAGAACGGAGUGUGCAGCAACACCGAGGGCUCGUACCGCUGCACCUGCCUGCCCGGCUUCGUGGCCUCCUCCACUCCCCACCAGUGCAUCCCCGAGGUCCAGGAGUCUGCCCCGAGCGAGGGGGCAAUGUGAGGCGGGGCG
Molecule: messenger RNA, 6143 nt
Organism: Megalops cyprinoides (Indo-Pacific tarpon)
Lineage: Eukaryota; Metazoa; Chordata; Actinopteri; Elopiformes; Megalopidae
Product: latent-transforming growth factor beta-binding protein 2-like
Exons: 40
Coding region: 3-6134 (2043 amino acids)
Molecular function (GO): calcium ion binding
Source: RefSeq, a predicted model, not a curated record